Messenger RNA from Habropoda laboriosa, 249 nucleotides. RefSeq names its product fatty acid synthase-like. The transcript has a single exon. The annotation marks the transcript as partial. Gene Ontology annotation, biological process: biosynthetic process. Lineage: Eukaryota; Metazoa; Arthropoda; Insecta; Hymenoptera; Apidae. The record is from RefSeq and is a predicted model, not a curated record.
UCUCUGCCUGAGUUAGCGACCUAUUACUUGAAGCAAAUGCGCAAGAUUCAGAGCAAGGGACCUUAUCACAUAGCAGGUUAUUCCUUUGGAGCCUGUGUUGGAUUUGAAAUGGGUCUUCAAUUACAAAAGAUGGGAGAACAAGUGGUUUUGACUCUGAUUGAUGGUUCACCGGAUUAUGUGAAAUACCACUCUGUGAAUAUUGGUAAACACGCUAAUGAGGACGUAGAUGUCAGUGAGGAUGGUUGCCGG